UAAUUACUUGUUUUGUUGUGUUGACAGGAUGGGGUGUUUCGGGAGUAAGGAGAAGCUGUCUAAGGAGGACCUGGAGUUCCUCAAGACACACACGAGAUACGACGAACAGAUGAUCAAGGAGUGGUAUAAGGGCUUUAGGCAAGACUGUCCGAGCGGGCGUCUCACUCCAGACAAGUUCGUUGACAUGUACAAAAUGUUCUUCCCAUCCGGCAACGCGGAGGAAUUCUGUGAUCACGUGUUCAGAACCUUCGACAUGGACAAGAACGGCUAUAUAGACUUCAAGGAGUUCUUGCUGGCCAUCGACGUGACGAGUGCGGGUACGCCUGAGGAGAAGCUCAAGUGGGCCUUCCGUAUGUAUGACGUGGACGGUAACGGCGUGAUUGACGUCUCUGAGAUGACCAAGAUCGUCCAGGCCAUCUAUGACAUGCUGGGAACCAACUCUGCCAGUCGUCCAGCAGACAGUGCCGAAGAGCGAGCUAAAGCAAUUUUCUCAAAGAUGGAUGAAAAUAAUGAUGGCAAUUUAACUCAGGAAGAGUUCCUUAAGGGUUGCUUGCUAGACGAAGAGCUCUCCAAGAUGCUCACACCAGGAGCUUAAUUUACUUAUUUUACCAGAGGAUAAUAUUCAUACAAGAGCAUAGACUAGCAUGAAGCUACUGCACUGGUGGCUAAACAAGGAGAUGGUAGACAGCCCUCAUUACAAACAAUAAACAUUAGUAUCAGUAGGAGAAUUAGCAAGUUAUAGCCAUCUUGUGACAAACACCAAAGAUAAAAAAUAUCGACCAUGUCUUCAGCCGUGUAUGGUCCAUACUAAGAGCUAGGAAAUUUAGCUGAUCUGAGCACUAAUCUAACACAGUCAGUAUCAGCAGAGCUGUUGACACUCCUUUGGGUUAGCUAUGACAGGUUUGGGAAUUAAUAGGUACAUAUUUUGUGAUAGAUAUAUUGUGUGUAUGAGCUACAGUGUGGCCCUUGAAACAAACCACACCAAAAGGCUGUUAGAGAAGGUUUCCCAUAAAUAUUUCAUGUAUUAUCAAUAUUUCCAUGCAUUUUGGUAUCAGGGUGAUAACGUUUGUAUGUUUUCUCUUUAGAUUCUCUUAGGAAAGAUUUCAUAUUGUGAUCAUAAUGCAAAACUAUGAUCUGGCUCCAUAUGAUUGUUCCCAGAAAUUAGUUCACAAUUCAUGUCCUCAUGUUUAUACUACAAGCGGUUUUCAUUUCCUCAGUACAGUAAAUAUAUAUACAUAUAUAUACAUAUAUAUAUAUAUAUAUAUAUAUAUAUAUAUAUAUAUAUAUAUAUAUAUAUAUAUAUAUAUAUAUAUAUAUAUAUAUAUAUAUAUAUAUAUAUAUAUAUAUAUAUAUAUAUAUAUAUAUAUAUAUAUAUAUAUAUAUAUAUAUAUAUAUAUAUAUAUAUAUAUAUAUAUAUAUAUAUAUAUAUAUAUAUAUAUAUAUCAUGCAUUGGAAUACAUACAAUAGCACAGGGAUGCAAUUUAAUGGAAAAAAGUAUUUAAAGAUAAUUAGCAAUGAUUGUAGAAGUUUUGUCAGUGAUUGUAGAUUGUAGAUUAUGUAGAAAUUCUUCCUUAAUUGUGAGUUGUGAGGUUUCAUUGAGUGCACAAAGAUAAGUUAUACUGAACCCUUUUGUCCUGUGUACAAGGAAAGUUACUUUACGGCUAUCAAGUAGUUUACAGAUUGUUAAUUGUGACUGGAUCAGCAACAGGAAACAUUGAACAUAAAUAUGUAAAGCUCAUUUUCUGGUAAGUUUGAGCUGAAAUGAUCUAAAAUAAGAUUUGACGGUUGCUGGCUUACUCACAGCUUCUGGUCUGAACACUGACCAUUUAGAGUACUUUGAAUAAGUGAACUGUUAUAGACCUGUACAACGAUCUGAUAUUUAAAGACUUUUAUUAAUUUAUGAUAAAUCCUUGUCAGUAAACAUUUUUACAUUCUGAAAGUAUAUGCACUCAUUAAGGCUUCUGUUUACUGUGACUAGAUUAGAAAUACUGACCCAUUGGAGGUGGUUUCCCAGGCAUAUUUUCUUAGUGGUGAGAGGAAAGUAUGUCACUUUGGAUACUUAAAGAAGCACACAGACUUGUUGAUCUUAUCACUGCUGAGUGCUGCAGGCCACGUUUCAUCCUUCUCCAGGACAGUUUUGUUUUUCCAUGCUCCUUCUGAGAGGCAGUGACCAAUUGUAUAUAGCCACUAGCUAAUCAUCUUUGCAUCUUCUUCAGCCUAGCAUUUUUCUCUCAAGCACCCAGAUAGCUCCCCACUCCAGUACUCUGUAUAGUUCUACAGUAUAUGCAGUAAAUUAGGGGAACAUGGUGAAUAUGGCACUGGCAGGAUUCCACUUAACAACUUUUUCACACAAUACAAUACUGUACAGUACUAACAUGUUUGAACUUUAAUGGAUGGUAUUGUACAUGGUUAAACUCCAAUGAACCUGUGCAUAUAAUAAAUAUGCACUCUACUAAUGAAUAGUAUAUGCAGGAUUUUAUAAUUAAUUUGGUUAGAAGGCAAUUUUAUUUCAGUGUAGGAGUUGACAUAAGCUGUUUAAUUUUUUGGGGGGUACUAUUGAAGACACAUGAUUUGAUGAAGAUAUGAGACAAAUAUUUAUAACCAGCAAGUAUAUUAGGAUAAUUACCAGAAAGUAAUUAUCUAGCUAUAGAAAUUUUAUCAUUAUAUUUGCCUAAGAAGCAAUGUGCAUACAGUUUAUUGACUUGGUAUAAUACUCUAGUUAUAACCUUCCUCUGAAGUGUAUGUUAACAUUGGUGUCAUUGUAAUAUUUUGGGCAUUUAUUUAUUUUGAGGUUAUACAGUACAGUGUAGUAGUUUUUAUUUUUACAAUACAAUUUUUUUAACUCCCUAGGUUACAGGAUGUUGAAUGGAAUCCCUGUAAAUUAAUUUUGAAACUUAACACAAAAUUUUUCCCAAGAAAUCCUAAUUUUCACCCAAGUUUUUGACAAGAUAGUAGAGGUAACAUGCCACUCACAAAUGCCUCACUUGUGAUUCCUGCUGCCCUCCCUUACUUUCACUCCUUGCAAUCUUAGUAGCUUUUUGUAGCCUGGUUGAAUAAGGAUCACCACAGUUGGAGCUCCAAAGUAUUAUUAUAAAUCUGGUUGUACUCUUUCACAGUAAUGUAGCCAAAGUAUUUAGGUACAGUAAUAGAUUUUUUGUCAGAAAAUAAUCAUACUGACCACAUCCAUGAAGAUUUUCUUGACAUAGAAACAUGAUAUGAAUAACUUGUUUUAAUCAGAGAAUAUUACUAACCAGUUUUGAGUGUAUUGAUAAAUUCUGUAGAAGUCUGCUUGUAGGUUUUAGAAGUUAUACAGUAAAGCAGAAUUUGAAACGUGCUUACAAGGUAAUAUUUUGUAAUAUAGUGUACACUGGCAGUCCGAGUAAGCAGACAGAAUAGCUUUAACUUUAAAGACAUAAAAUUAUUGCUAUCAGUGUAAUUACUUCUUUUGUAAUGUGUGGCAAAAUAUAACAUGCUAAAUGCAGACUUUGGCAUAUUUUCUUGUAUAUUCAGAAGAGUAUUGUAUCUCUUUCUUUUAGUAUGCAUGUGUUUGUGUUUAAGGACAGCCGAUAGAGAAAAUCCAUUCCCCAAAUAUCAGGUAAUUAGUGUUAAAGCAAAAGUAUCACAAUUAUAAAGUUUACAUUUUGGUAUUUCAAGUAAACUUAAUGAAUAACGAGAUGAGGAAUGGAACUUCUGUAAGUUAAUUUUGCCAUUUGUUCUUUGACCUCUACACCCCUUUGGAAGCAGUGGCGAAUGUGAAUUAAAGAGAAAUGUGGCUAAGCCACAACACUUCAUGUAUUUAGACCUCAAAUGUAGUUUAUAAAUUGUUUACUUCAACUGUGGUAGAUAUUGCUCCUAGCUUUUGGCAUCUUUGUGAAAUGGUUCUGAGGAAAGCUUUGCAAGUUUGUGCUAUGCAGCUAUUGUUGUGGAAAUGGAGAAUGACAGCAUAUAGCUGUAAGGUUUCAAAGGGGAACACAUUCUUCUUCCCCAUAGUAGUUUUAUAUAUUUACACACACAUACAUACAUACAUAUACAUUUAUAGGUAAAACAGUAGACUACACUUAAUGGUUCCUAUGCUGAGUUGAAUUCAAGAAUAUUUCAGAUACUAUACUAGAAAAUUUACCCAUAUCCCCAUCUUCAAGUGGUGUGUGCACACUACAUUUUGUCAUGCAUAAAUGUGAAUAUAAGGGACAAAUAUUUUUAUUUGAUUUAUUGUUACACCACUUAUCAGCUUGCUAGCUGAUUUUUUUUCUUCUCAUUAUUAAUGUAAAAUGUGUUACAUAUGACAUACAGUGACACAUGCCUGUACUGCCAUAUGGUUAAGAUGACUUCAUGAAACUGAAUCCUAAGUGCAUUUAGUUCCUAAUUUAAGAAUGAAUCCAAUAUUUUUGUUUGAGUUAGAAAGUGUUGGGAUGUUGCUAGUACACAGGUUAUAUAGGGGACACAUUUGGCAUUGCUUACUGUGUUUCUCUAUGUGUAUUGUGUAUGUAUGUAUGUAUACUUUCUUUCUCCAUUUUCCCUCUUGUGUCAUUCCAAACAACACAACUCAUUUCUUGACUUAUAUUUUAUCAUAUUUCCUCCUCCUAGGGAUUUUUUUCUUAUUUUAUUACUGUUUUAACUCAUUUCCAAUAUGCUUCUUUAUUUUUAUUAAGUUUUAGAAUUAAUAUAUGUUAAAUUGUUAUUGUUAAACAUGCUACAUGUGUUAUAUCAACCCAGUAAUUGAAGGUUGCACAUUCCUAAAGCAAAACUAGGUAUUUUAUACUGUACCUUGUUUCAAAAUUACAUAAUUGAAGCAGUUAUUGAAUAAGUUUUUUGAAGCACCUUAAUUAUAUUCAGUAUCAAAGUUCACUCCAAAACGUGUGCAUCAAUCUCUGACCUAAGAGUAUAAUCUGCUGACAUGUUUUACAAAGAAUAAGAUUUAAUAUGUAGCCAACCACACAGCCUCAUAAUCAAAGAAGACUAAUCUCAGUCCAUCCCCCUUUUACUUUUGAUGGUGGGUUGCUUUCUUUGCUCAAUCAUACUGACUGAAUUUGCCUAAAAUUUAUACCUAUAAAUCUAAGUUUUCAUAAAGUGACUCUUUCUUUAUUCAGUUGUACUCAUUAAUUGAUUAUCUCUAAAUUUAAAUAACUCUAAGGGGAAUGUGGUUUAUUGUGUGCUAUUAUCCCUCUUACCAUAAUCUGGUGCUUAUACAGAUAUUGCUCAGCAGAACGUGUCUGCUCCGUUUUAGCAAGCUAUGUCUUUAUGGCAUGUUUCUUGAAGACUUAAUUUUGGGAACAGUUGUUAUGAUUAUAUUAUUUUGAGCUAAAAAAUUUAAAUAGCACCUGAGUCUUGCAUAACAAACUGUAGAGAAGAAUUGUAUUGACUUUCAUCAGUGAAAAGAUUCAGAAAGUUGUAAUAAGUAGUUUUAAAUGAAAGAAGAUACUGUAUAGGAAUAGCAAUAUAUAUAUAUAUAUAUAUAUAUAUAUAUAUAUAUAUAUAUAUAUAUAUAUAUAUAUAUAUAUAUAUAUAUAUAUAUAUAUAUAUAUAUAUAUAUAUAUAUAUAUAUAUAUAUAUAUUAUAAUUAAAAAAAUAUAGAGGGACAAGAUAGCAGCUUUUGAAAAUUAGAUUGGGUAUUUUAUGGCAGAUGUAACGUACAGUAUUUGUUAAUUUUAUUAUGAUAACUAGAAUUGUAUAUUUUUGUUUUAUGUUGGUUUAUUAUGCCAUUAUUUUUUUUUUUCAUGGUUAGGCAAUGGGCCAUUUCAUUCCAUGAAAUGUUUUCAUUAUGGGUGAUCUCUGCAAGGGUCUCUAAUGGGUGAUCAUAACACAAGCAUUCCAGUACAUAAGUCAGUCCUGGUGUGCUGUAAAGGGAGUGUGCAAGCAUGUUUCCUCAGUCAUUUCCACCCCAGGAUGAGACUUGUGUAUGUGUAAAGUCACUUACUUUGUUUUGCCACUCUUAUGUGUACUCAUUUUACUUUUCCUCCAUGGAUAACCAUUCCUUAAGAAUUGUCUCACAUUCCUCCUCCUCUUGAGACAUUAUUAUUUUUAGCUUAUCCAAAUUAUAGAGUAAGUGGCAUAUAAAGAAUCACAUUUUCUUCACAGAAAGGUUUUAUGUAAUAACUGUUCCAAUACUGUAAUGCACAACCUUUGUUCUUUGCUGAUUACUGAUUUAACGCCAACUUCCCCACCCUUCUGUGAUAUAGUUGUUCUUGUGGCGUGUGUGAGCAUCUACAACUGUGUCUUGUGAAUGUGACCCCAGAUAUACAUGAUUGACAUGACCCAAGACAUUGCCAUAGAAAAAGCUUGGGUCUCAAGGUUGAAUAUAUUGUAGUUAUAUUUAUGUCACUUUAAAUAUAAAAUAUUUCCUGUGCUUCUUAGUAAGACAGAUUAAUCCUGGACUGAGUUUUAUCAAAAUCUCUGCACAAAAAGUAUAUUAAUAUUGUUUUCUAUUUCAGUGACAUUUCUUAUAACUUUUUUUUUCAGAUUUGGCUUUUCUAGAGCCCCUUUUUGAUUUUCUGAAGUGUUAAUUAUGACAAAAUAAGUAUUCAUGUCCAAGUCAUUUCCAAAAUUUUCUUUGUUUAUUUGCUUUGCUUGGCUCAAUUUGUAGUAGACAAUCUGCACAAAUGGUAAUACCUGUAAAUAUCAUAGUAGGAUAAGGGAUUGUGCCAUGCUUGUAACACUUUUACCCUGAUUUUCAUCUUGAAAUCUGCAGGAUUUAAGCCGGUGUUGAGAUCAGUGGCUUGGGUGUCAUGUAUUAUAUAGCUACAAGUGUAAUUUUUGAAGUAAGGUAGAAAAAAUCAAGUCAUAAAGUGUUUAUAAGUGCUGAUCUCUCCACAAGACUGAUACGGUUUGUUUCCGUCAUCAUCAGAGUUUUCGGGAAUGUCUUCGGCAUGACAUUCUUUGGAUGAUAAGUGCUUAGUUAUUAAUUAUGAUGAAGCCUGUGGUGAAGAGCCAUUAGCUCAAAGAAUAUUCUGUAUGUACACUAGAAUAGUUUUGUUAAGAACCUAUUUAAGUGUUCAUUGUCGCUAUUGGUAUGAAUGAAAAUGUAGCAUUGAAUAUCCUUCAUAUUCCUUCUCACCUGUAGACAGAGCUGCAACCCAAUCUUGUCUUUAUUCGUGUUGGUGAUGAGAUGAGGAGUUGUGAGUCUGAAAUGGGACGGUAAUAAAAGUUAUUUUCCUGUCAUAGUAUAGAAUUUUCUUGUUCAUUCUGCCAUAGAUAAAGUAGUUGUUCACAUUACAUUCAACACAAAUGAGAAAAUGCAGCUACACAUAAUUAAGUCCAGAGUAAUGAUGUAGUAAGACAUUGUAAUCAUGGAAGUUCAGUUAUUUUGUAUUUAAGUUGUCAUAUAAGAAAAAAGUAAUGUUUAUUGUUUUUUUUCUAUGUACGUGUGGUAUUAUAGUUAUAUUUAAGAAUGCUAUGCUAAGAACUCGGUUAGCUCGCACAAUUUGUUUGACUUUAUAAAGACAGUUGAGUACCAGUGUGUUGAUUAUGCCGGCUAUGAUACAUCUUAGUGUGAAUCAUUUUUGAUGGGCAAAUCACCUCUUUGUAAAGUUAUUUCAGUGAGUGCAAUACAAACAGGGUUGUUCGAGAGCACAAACAUGGAGUGAUGUAAAAGCAUUGUUCCUUUAUCUCCAUUUACAAAUACAGAAUAACAAAUUGCAGUUGAUUUCUAGAAAUCUAGAGGAGAAAAAAGUGUAGCGUGAGUAACCGUGGUUCACGUUUCUUUUGUCUGUAAUGAGAGUUAUCCAAACCUGGCUUAUGAGGUUUGGCUAUAAAUAUAAAUGUACAAAACGUGUAUAGUGUAACUUAAAGUACCGGUACAUGUCAGCCAUGUCUUCAACAAAGUACAGUAUGUUGUAGUUGUACAUUAGUGGAAAAGUUUUCAGAAUCAUGAGAUGUACUGUUAUAUUCUACUGAGAAAUCAUGAAGAAUGUUGUCAAUGUAAUCAGUCUAUAAUCUCAGUGUGAAAUUAAAAUUGAAUACAAUUCUUUAAUGAAAGGAAUAUACUGUACUGUAGUAUGAAAACUUUAGCUAGAAUUAUUGGACAUCAUUUCAUAUUUAAUUAUUUACUUUUAUGGCAAGUACAGGUACAGUAUUUGAGUUAUUGAUAAACAGUUGCUACUUUAAAAUGCUGUACCAGGGUCCAUUAGUGUAAUUGCUUGUGGAAAGCAUAUGACAUCUGCAGUUUUAGAGAGGUUGUAAUUGUGUUUAGUUCUUGCAAAUGUUGUUUAUUGUUUCUUGAAAUAGUGUGUGACAAUUUUACACCAUUGUUGUCAUAGAUAUAAAUACAGUAUAGUGUUAAUUAUCUAUUUUUGAAGAAAAAAAUAAUGUUUGUGUGUUAGUUACUAAAGUAAGAAAUAUUUCCAUAGUAAAAGAAAGAAAUUUUUGAGUGAAAUGUAAUGUGAACUGCAGAAGGGGUUGUGAAGUGCGAGUAAACUCAAAUUCUUUCAGACAAAUAUUUAUUAUAAAAUACAGUACUGUGUAGGGUACAGUAUAUACUGUAUUAUAAUACGAGUCAACAUUGUAAAAAUCUGAUUUGAAGACAAAGUGUAAAUAAAGUUCACAACAAUUUAUAUUAUGGGCAGUGGUGGGAAAGAAGAAGUCAGUCGACACUGUCUUUACUAUUGACAGUUUGGUCAUCUUUGCUUAGGAUCAAAUUUUUAUUACAGUACCUGUUAAGGCUCAUCAUUGCUGAUCUCGUCACACAUUUUUAAUUGUACUUGGGUUGCACCAGCCUUGUUGGAAUAUAAACUUAUAUAAACCUUGUGUUUUUUUUCCAGUAAUAAAAAUACUUGAAAUUUUA
Messenger RNA from Homarus americanus (American lobster), 8776 nucleotides. RefSeq names its product neuronal calcium sensor 2-like. Lineage: Eukaryota; Metazoa; Arthropoda; Malacostraca; Decapoda; Nephropidae. The transcript has 4 exons. Gene Ontology annotation, molecular function: calcium ion binding. The coding region runs from base 29 to 595 and encodes 188 amino acids. The record is from RefSeq and is a predicted model, not a curated record.